GUGCCAGAAACCCUAGGCUUUCCUACAACUCCACCACCUAUGAUAAUUUUCCUGUCCUUACUGUGUUGUCAAUCACUUUCUCUCUCUCUCUCUCCCUUUUCCCCCUCCAGUCUUGUAUGGCCUGGGUGGUCCUCGCCUGCAGCCAUGGGGAAGAUGCUAUCCAAGAUCUUUGGUAACAAGGAGAUGCGGAUCUUGAUGUUGGGCUUGGACGCCGCCGGCAAAACCACCAUCCUUUACAAGCUGAAGCUGGGCCAGCCCGUCACCACUAUCCCCACCGUGGGGUUCAACGUGGAGACGGUCACCUACAAGAACGUCAAGUUCAACGUGUGGGACGUGGGCGGACAGGACAAGAUCCGUCCCCUCUGGAGACACUACUACACCGGUACCCAAGGGUUGAUCUUCGUGGUGGACUGCGCCGAUCGGGAUCGGAUCGACGAGGGCCGGCAGGAGCUUCAUCGCAUUAUCAAUGACCGCGAGAUGAGGGACGCCAUCAUCCUGGUCUUUGCCAACAAGCAGGACCUCCCGGACGCCAUGAAGCCUCACGAGAUCCAGGAGAAACUGGGGCUCACGCGCAUUAGGGAUAGGAAUUGGUACGUCCAGCCGUCGUGCGCAACGUCGGGGGAAGGACUCUAUGAAGGCUUAAUGUGGCUUACCUCUAACUACAAGUCGUAAAUUCCAGAGCCGGAGAGCUGACUCGACAACAGGGCAUGUGCGCCACACCUCCCUAACCGACGAGUUCUUCAAGCUUCCCUUCUCUUCUCAACCUCCCCCUCCCCCCCUUUUCUCUUCGACUCUUCCCCCAACUCCUGGCACAGAGGCCUCUCCAUCCAUGGGGAGAAGAUCUGGUUGCUUCGCUCUCUUGGAAAAGGCCUUGAUUUCGAUGGAUGGAAAAAAAUGGAGGGGAGGGGGUCCUUUGGUGCCCACCUUCAUGGAUCCAUAGCUACCUACCUGCACCCCUUUGGGACAUUUGCCCCCUCUCCCAGCCCUCUGAACUCAGGUGUCUUCCGAAUGAGUCACGUCUUAAGCCAAAGGGAAGACCCUCGUGAAAGAGCGUUGGCUGGGACCAAGUCCAGGAGCUCUGUGUUGACUUGAGGGUGGUUUCCCUUCCUCCUCACCCCCCGGCCCACCUUUUAAAGGUGGGGGGAAGCUUGGCCCUUCCAAGGAACUUGAGUUUGCUCUGCCGUGGCCUCUUGGAAGCCAUCUCUUCCCGCCUGGGCGCCCACAAGGUUGGCAGAGAGUCGAGCCACCGAGCUCAGAAAGGUGCUGCGUUGGCAGGCCAAGCUUGGCAGGGAUGGGAACUCUUUGUUGGAACAGUUUCCUUCCUCUUGGUGUUGCUUCUUCCAGUAUGUCUGCCCGGGAACGCCCUUGUCUCGCCUCGCCUCUCUUCUGACCUGUUCCACCUGCUUGGAAGGCGACGAGGACAGGCAUGCCUAAGCGCCCGACCAAACCCGUUUGCCCAGGAGGGAGUAAAGUGGAAGCCGCCGUUCUGUGGAGGCUGUCUUGUCCCCAGGAUUCCCGGCCUACAGAUCUGGCAAGGGUUCCUCCCUGUAAACGUGGGGACGUUCCCAACUCAAGAAGGACCACAACGGGGUGUGUGUAUGUGUGAGUGUCCGUCACAUUCCUCGACCGGCUCCAUUUACGAAUCCAAACUCGGUUCCCCUAUCGACGAUGAGAACCUCCCUCCCGAUCUCCCAACCUUCCUGGGGUGGCCGUCUUUGGACUACAAAGCCUGUAAAGGCCACCCAGUUUCCACAGCACGACGGGGCUCAAAACCUGGUGAAUGGGAGCCAAGGCCCCUCCUUGGAAAUUUACCUCUCUUUGCUCAUGUAUGUGUGUGUGUGUGUGUGUGUGGAGGCUAUGUAUUCACAUGCCCUCCAGCUGUGAUACGGGACAUUAGUUCUUGAGAACAAAAUGUGCUUUUAUCAUUCAGAUCCAAGCGGUGGGUAUAAAUCCUCCUUUUUAAAAAAUAAUAAUAAUAAUGUACUGAUAUGAUUAUUGGAGGGGGGCAAAGAUCUCAUUUCCAGCACCUUAGAUUGUGUGGCCUUCAGUACAGAUCAGUGGUUGUUGUUUUUUUUCCCAACCGCGGGUGGACUUCAACUCCCAGAAUUCCGGGAGGUUCUGGGAAUCCUGGGAGUUGAAGUCCACCCAUUUUAAAGGCCCCACGGUUGAGAAAUACUGGCAUAGACCAAAGAGGAAGGUGUUCCCCAGGAGGUUAUAAGGAUGGUGGGGUGGAGUGGGCAUAUAAGUCCCCCUCCCUCCGAUUUCAGUCCUUUUCCCCCCUCCCCAUUCUUCCUGCUCACUCGCUUUUUAAAUCCUAUUUUCUGGAUGGGAAGCAAUGGCCAAUUUGAAGUGCUAGAACCCAUCAGGCUGCAUCGAUGCUGGGUCCUCCUUGCCUCUCCUUUAAGCAGUUUUUAAUUCCUCUUUCCCUUAAAAAAAAAAAGAACCCUCUAUUUUAAUAAUGGGGGGGCUUCAUGGGCUCCCAAAUUAGUCCACUGAGGAAUUGGGGGAGCAUCGCAAAUUGUGGAGAAUCUCGGUUCCCUCCUCCAAUUUUCAAGCAUGUCUCGAUGCACGGAAGAGGGCUUGCAACGUCUCUUUUGUUCAAUUCCACCCCUCCAUUUCGUCCAGAUCUUCUCGUCCCUGGCAAUUGUGUACGAUGCAUGAUUCUCACCCGAAUCCUGACCAGCUUGGAUUGGGAAGACUUUGGGGCAGAGCGGAGAGAAAACCUGGAAUGAGAAAGCAGGAGGGAAUAAUUCUUUUUUUUUUUCUUCUGCUAGAGAACCGCGGCUGUGCUAGCCCCGGAGGAAGAGGGAGGGGGCAGGAAAUCAGGUUUGCACUUUCUGCCGGCAGUUUUCCACUGCUGCUUGCACGCUGGGUGUGAACUGGAUCAGAUGUGACUCAACCGGCUGCUUGAGCUUUCUCAGUUGCGCUGAGCCAGUGUAAAAUAUUCUGUUCAGCCGUCUUCCUGUCCCUCUGCUCUCCGCUGAGCUCUUUCGGGAUUUCCAAAAGCCCAGGAAUAAUAUUACAGUCCCUGCCCCACACAAAAAAAAGUGGAGAGGGAGGCCAGAAUAGCGU
Notechis scutatus (mainland tiger snake) is the source of this 3072-nucleotide messenger RNA. NCBI's taxonomy places the organism in Eukaryota, Metazoa, Chordata, Lepidosauria, Squamata, Elapidae. The record is from RefSeq and is a predicted model, not a curated record.